AUGUCAAAUCCCCAGGAGGAGCUUCUGCCGCCCAGUGCUGAGGACGAUGAGUUGACACUACCACGUGCCAGCAUCAACAAAAUAAUAAAGGAGCUGGUGCCCACAGUGCGAGUAGCCAACGAAAGUCGCGAAUUGAUUUUAAAUUGUUGUUCCGAGUUCAUCCACCUGAUCAGUUCGGAGGCGAACGAAGUUUGCAAUCAGCGCAGCAAAAAAACCAUUAAUGCGGAACACGUGCUAGAAGCACUAGAUCGUCUGGGCUUCCGCGAUUACAAGCAGGAGGCCGAGGCUGUGCUCCACGAUUGCAAGGAAGUAGCUGCAAAGCGACGUCGCCAGAGCACGCGACUCGAGAAUCUUGGCAUUCCCGAAGAGGAGCUACUGCGUCAACAGCAGGAGUUGUUUGCCAAAGCGCGCGAGGAGCAGGCACGCGAAGAGCAACAACAAUGGAUUAGCAUGCAGGCAGCCGCUGUUCAGCAGAGCAACAAUGCUUUAAUACAGCGACAACAGCAGUCGGACGUCCGAAAACCCAGUGAAGAUGACGAUGAUGACGACGACGAUGACUACUAAACUGAUUCGAUUAGUUCAACGAGUUUAUUUGCUUUUCGCCCUAAUGUAAUUGUAAACUGUAAUUAAACUAUUGCCAUAAGUCAAA
Drosophila nasuta is the source of this 649-nucleotide messenger RNA. It is a transcript of the gene NC2beta, whose product is annotated as negative cofactor 2beta. Gene Ontology annotation, cellular component: negative cofactor 2 complex. Gene Ontology annotation, biological process: negative regulation of transcription by RNA polymerase II; RNA polymerase II preinitiation complex assembly. The record is from RefSeq and is a predicted model, not a curated record. NCBI's taxonomy places the organism in Eukaryota, Metazoa, Arthropoda, Insecta, Diptera, Drosophilidae. Gene Ontology annotation, molecular function: RNA polymerase II general transcription initiation factor activity; protein heterodimerization activity; TBP-class protein binding.